AUGUCUGACUUUUCUGACUGGUACAAUGGAAUUCCUCAGAUCACACGGUAUUGGUUCACAGCGGCUACAGUUAUUCCUUUACUGGGACGGAUCGGGAUAAUCCCCGUUGGUCUCAUGUAUCUGGACUGGAGCCUCUUCUGGGAUAAAUUCCAGGUAAGAAAGUUCUAUCUUCUUAUUUAUUAUUCUUUAGAUUUGGCGCCCAAUAACUGCCUUCUUAUAUUAUCCAUUAACUCCACAGACCGGGUUUCACUGGUUGCUGACAAUCUAUUUCCUCUACACUUACUCCAAGAGCAUCGAGACCAGUCUUUUCAGUCAACGUCCUGCUGAUUACGUGUUUAUGUUGUUCUUUAGCUGGGUUUGCGCCGUGGUAUGUGUCAAUUACAAAAUUCGCAAUUUUUAUAAUUUUUGGAUAAGUCUAAUGCCUCAAUUUCAGUUUAUCGGGUUUGCUUUUGGGAUGUAUUUCCUUCUGGAGCCGAUGGUUUUAAGUGUCCUUUACAAUUGGUGUCAAUUCAACAAAGAUGCGAUUGUCUCGUUCUGGUUUGGCACUCGCUUCAAGGCUCUGUACUUGCCUUGGGUUCUCGUCGCUUUCAACAUGAUCUUGAGGUAUGUGUUUUAAAAACCUGGAGUCUUCCGUUCUUUACUUCCCUUUUGCCCAGCUAUAAUAAUUUUUCAGAGGCGGUGGACUGAAUGAGAUUGCUGGCAUCUUGAUCGGACAUGCCUAUUAUUUCCUGGCAGUCCAAUAUCCGGCUGAAAGAGGAACGGCUCCUCUUAUUCAGACCCCUCAGUUCUUGUAUCGAUGGUUUCCCAGUAUUCAAGGAGGAGUUAGCGGUUUCGGACAACCGUCCAGCAGGCCUGCCCCAGCGGCUGAACGUGCCCAACCUCGACAACAAGGAGCGUUUUGGGGUGAAGGGCAUGCAGUUGGAGGAAACUAA
Molecule: messenger RNA, 932 nt
Organism: Bursaphelenchus xylophilus (pine wood nematode)
Lineage: Eukaryota; Metazoa; Nematoda; Chromadorea; Rhabditida; Aphelenchoididae
Source: the annotation of a GenBank genome assembly